This is a messenger RNA of Linum tenue, 1554 nucleotides long. NCBI's taxonomy places the organism in Eukaryota, Viridiplantae, Streptophyta, Magnoliopsida, Malpighiales, Linaceae. The record is from the annotation of a GenBank genome assembly.
AUGCACGGUUCGGCCGUCGUCAGCGCUGGUAGCUCGACGUUCCUCUCCAAGAAGCAUCAAUGCCUCGCACUGCUCAAGCUCUGCUCUUCAAUCAAACACCUCUAUCAGCUCCAUGCCCAAAUCCAAAUCUGCGGACUCCAGAGCGACUCCUUUCUAGCGACGGAACUAAUCCGGGUAUGUUCACUCUCUUCUCGGAAAAAUCUGAAUCACGCACGAACCAUCCUCAGCCGAUUGGCUAACCCACCUCCAGCGGCUUGGAAUCUCCUCAUUCGUGGUUAUUCCUCCAGCGACGACCCUAGAGGAACCAUACUCCUCUUCCGCCAGAUGCUCAGAGGAGGGAUCACCCCCAAUAACCUCACUUUCCCAUUCGUUCUCAACGCCUGCGCUUCUUCUUCUUCCUCUUCUUGCUCGGCGGUGAUCAAAGAAGGGGAACAGGUCCACGCCCACGUCGCGAAAUCUGGGUUGGACUGCUCUGAUGUCUACGUAGGGAACAAUUUGAUCCAUUUCUAUGGCUCCUGCAAAAGGGUAUCUCGUGCUCGCAAGGUGUUUGACAAAAUGCCCGAGAGGAGUGUAGUGUCGUGGAAUGCUGUGAUCACUGCCUGCGUUGGGUGCUCGAGUACAGAGGACGCAAUUCGGUACUUUAGGGAAAUGAAAGGUUCCGGGUUUGAACCUGAUGAGGCGACGAUGGUGGUCAUGCUUUCACUCUGCGCCGAGGUGGGAAACUUGCGGCUAGGCAAAUUGAUUCAUUCUCAAGUGAUCGAGCAAGGAAUGGAAUUGACUCACCAGCUGGGCACAGCCCUCGUCGACAUGUACUCAAAAGCAGGGAACUUGGUUUACGCCAUGUCUAUCUUUGAAUCCAUGAAGGAGAAAAGGAGAAAUGCUUGGACUUGGAGUGCAAUGAUCUUAGGGCUAGCUCAACAUGGCUUCGCCAAGCAAGCCCUCCUGCUCUUCCGUCGAAUGAUCUCUUCCACCUCCUCAUCGAUCCAACCCAAUUAUGUCACCUUCCUUGGAGUCCUCUCUGCCUGCAGCCACGCGGGUUUGGUCCAAGAAGGGUUCAACUACUUCCAUGAGAUGCAACAUAAAUACGGGAUCAAACCCACUGCAGUUCACUACGGCGCUAUGGUGGAUAUACUAGCCCGUGCAGGUUACUUGAAGGAGGCGUAUGAGUUUGCCUCGAGCAUGCCUUGCCGGAGGGACCCUAUAGUUUGGAGGACUCUGCUCGGUGCUUGCCGUGGUAGGAACUGUGGUGGUAGUGAUGGUGAAUUGGUGGAGGAGGUGAGGAGGCGGCUGCUGGAGCUUGAGCCUAGGAGGAGUGGGAAUCUGGUGAUGGUGGCGAAUCUGUAUGCAGGUGCUGGGAUGUGGGAGAGAGUUGAGGAUGUUAGGAAGGGGAUGAGAGAUGGGGGGUUGAAGACUAGAGGCGGGGAGAGUUGGAUUGAGUUGGGUGGUUCAGUUCAUCAAUUCUUCUCUGGUUGUGGUCUGGAGGAGUGGGCAGAAGAGAUGAACCGGGUACUGAUUGGGUUGGAUCUUCAUGUUAGGAUGGUACAUUUCGAUUGA